Molecule: messenger RNA, 3002 nt
Organism: Andrographis paniculata
Lineage: Eukaryota; Viridiplantae; Streptophyta; Magnoliopsida; Lamiales; Acanthaceae
Product: cysteine-rich receptor-like protein kinase 42
Exons: 8
Coding region: 786-2747 (653 amino acids)
Biological process (GO): protein phosphorylation
Molecular function (GO): protein binding; ATP binding; protein kinase activity
Source: RefSeq, a predicted model, not a curated record
GGCCAAGAAAUGCAAGCUCCUUGCCAGGAUUGCCUAAGGGGAUGGAUGUUUGAGGUGGACCUGCCAAGGGGUGAUUUUUGGGAUGUGACAUCCUGCUGUCUGCUGCUGAAUGCUGGUCUUGUAAUUAUAGGAACAUGUGUAAAUGCAACGAUAAGGAGUGUACGACAGCUAGAAAAACCUAAGAGGUAGUUAUAGAAUGUUGGAAAUCCAGUAAUAUUAUCCAUAAGUAGAAGGAAGGCACGUGCUUGAAUUAAGGUGUCACAGACAGAUAAUUCGAGUGAGAACUAGGCAGACAAACUUGUCAAUCCAAUCCAACAAACAGAUUAUUAAGGAAGAAGAUGCAUUAAAUUCCAUUAGCUAGCAAGCAGUAGUACAGUAGAGUGCAGUACAGUACAGUACUCAUACACAAUAAAAUACACUUCUGACUUUCUGUUAACAUUGCCACUCACUCACCAAAAUUAAUAAUCAAAACCUUCUCUCCAAUUGCUAUAUUUGGUUGACAUUUAAUUUGCCAUUGGCUAUGCAAGUCAAUUGAGUGUUUGUUUGUGUCAGUGUCACCAACUUCCACAAUUACAAUUACAAUUACAACUGGAAUUACUGCAUACACAAAUUCUUAAUCAAAUUACUAAUAACUAUCUUUAAUGCUUCAUAAAUCAUGUGAUCCAUCCAUCAUUCUAUUCUUUUCUACUAAUUCUAUUAUAUUCUGUCGCACUCCUUUCUUCUUUACUACUUCCAUCAUUCAUCUCAAUUUCCAUCACGUUCUGCUUCUCUUUUUCUUUAAUUGAAUGCAUUCAUCAAUGUCAAAUCACUCCCGCCGGCGGUGGAUCGCCGUUCUGGUCGCCUUCCUGGCGGGGAACUUCCCGUUUUCAUAUUCCGACCCGAGGAUUUUCGAAGCAGGAUUCCUCUGCGGCAAUGCCAUGCCGCCGCCGAACACCAGCUACAUCCAGCUGUUUGUCAGAGCCAUGGAGGUCAUCUCGCAGCAGGUCACGGUGGAUCGCCGGGGUUCCUACGCCGUCAAUUCCACCAACAUCUCGGUUUACGUUCUCGCUCAGUGCCACGACGACUUGUCCAAAGACGAUUGCCUCCAGUGCUACGCCGCCGCCCGCACGCGCCUCCCCCGCUGCCUCCCGAUCGUCGCCGGCCGCAUCUUCCUCGACGGCUGUUUUCUCCGCUACGACAGCUACUCGUUCUUCAAUGAGAGCGUCUCCCCGCUAGACAAAACGAAUUGCAGCACUCCGCUCGGCGCUGCGAGCGCCGUCGAAUCGGAGUUCGCGCGGAACUUCGGCGAUCUGGCCGAUCGCUUGACGGCGAGCGCGGUGGUGAGCGGCGGUUAUGCGGUUAGAGAAAAUAAAGGAGUAUUCGGACUGGCGCAGUGUUGGAGUACAGUCCCGCGUGAAGCGUGUAGGGCGUGUUUGGUUAAGGCUAAUAAACAGAUUAGGGAAUGUUUACCACAAAGAGAAGGCAGAGCACUGUAUUCAGGCUGCUAUUUGAGGUAUUCUACUCAGAAAUUCUACUCCAAUCAAUCCAAUGAGUCUAACUCCAAUUCAGGAUCUUCCAGGAGAGGAAUAAUUGUAGCAAUUGCUUUGUCUGUAUUGGCGUUUUGUUUGCUUUCUCUCUUUGCUGGUUAUGCUGUCCGCAGAAGAUGGAAGAAACGAAAACAAGAGCACAGAAAUCUAAAGCAAAUCUUGUUUACCUACAACAAGUCGAGCUUAAGCUUCAAGUACGAGACUCUGGAGAAAGCAACAAACUAUUUUGACCCACUGAGAAAAGUGGGGCAAGGAGGAGCAGGCUCAGUGUACAGAGGAACUUUACCAAAUGGUAAAACAGUGGCUGUGAAAAGGUUGUUCUUCAGCACCAGACAAUGGGUGGAUGAGUUCUUCAAUGAGGUCAAUCUCAUCAGCGGAAUUGAGCACAAGAAUCUUGUCAAGCUUCUUGGCUGCAGCAUCGAAGGCCCCGAGAGCCUUCUGGUCUACGAAUUUGUGCCCAACAAGAGCCUUGAUCAGUACUUAUUCGAUAGAAAUAAGGUGAACACUAUGAGUUGGAAUGAGCGGUACAAUGUCAUAGUCGGAACUGCUGAAGGGAUCACCUUCCUCCAUGAAGGUCUUGAGUCGAGGAUAAUACACAGGGACAUCAAGAGCAGCAAUGUUCUUCUGGACGAGAAUCUUGAUCCCAAGAUUGCGGAUUUUGGCCUGGCCCGGAUGCUUGGAGCCGAUAAAACUCACCUCAGCACAGGAAUUGCAGGCACACUUGGAUACAUGGCUCCCGAAUACCUUGUAAAAGGGCAACUCACGGAGAAGGCUGAUGUGUACAGCUUUGGAGUGUUGGUUAUGGAAGUUGUGAGUGGUAGGAAGAACAAUGUCUUCGUGGAGGGAUCUGGAUCACUUGUGCAAAUCAUUUGGAAGCUCUACAAAACGGGGAGAGCGGUGGAAUGUGUUGAUCCUGCUCUAAAAGAUGAGGAGAUUGCUGAAAAUGAGGUGCAAAGAGUUGUGAGAGUGGGGCUUUUAUGCGCGCAGGCAUAUGCAGCACAAAGGCCAUCAAUGGGGGAGGUUGUUAAAAUGUUGAGAGAGGAAGAUUACGAUAUCCGGGAGCCAAACCAGCCGCCAUUUCUGAACACGGGUGGGAUUUCAGGGAGCACGACGACGACUAUUAUGUCUUCCAACACUAGUCUAAGUCUAUUGUCAAAUGCGGCGACAAUGGCGGAGACAUCCAACCCUUCAACGGGGGCUUUCAGUGAUGGAUAUUCCUAAUACUUGGUUUGGAGCAUCAAUCAAUCAAUUGGUAUAAAAGAAACAAGUUGACAAGGUACAAAAGUCUUCUCUUCUGUACAGAUUAUAAGAUUAUAGAUUAGACAUCUCACUUGGUCUACCCUCUACUUUGACUGACUGAGUUGACUAUCAAUCAAGUCAUCACGGUAUAUACUGUACCAGUACCACGCCUAUUUAAGCUGCGCUUUGUAAUUACUGGCAGCAGCUAUUUAUUCAUGAAAGAACCAACUCUUCCAA